AUGCAGGGAAGCGGGCACCCUCCCGCUGGGAGCGCUCCCCCACGCCGCCCGACCCCGUGCCGCGGCAGCAGCCCGCCGUCACCCUGCGCGCUGCCCGGGUCGCCGCCCCUUCGCGCUCGGCGGGGCCGCGGGGAGGAGCGGGCGCCGGGGCUCUAUAAGGCCGUCUCGUCGGCCCGGCACCGCGCUCACAGCCACGCACAAGGGCGAGAGCUGGGCCUCGCACCGCCCCGCGCUGCAGCCUUGAUUGGCGGGGUCCCGUCGCCUUCCUCCUGCAGCUGCACAUCUGACUUUCGGUCAGGCUGCAAUUGUUCCGUUGGCAUGAGGAGCUUCAGCGUUUGGGACUAUGUGGUCUUCGCUGCCAUGCUGCUGGUGUCAGCUGUCAUCGGCAUCUACUAUGCCUUUGCAGGAGGGGGACAGAAGACCUCCAAGGACUUUCUCAUAGGGGGCAGAAGCAUGCAUGCCUUCCCAGUGGCUCUCUCACUCACCGCCAGCUUCAUGUCAGCUGUCACUGUGCUGGGCACCCCCGCUGAGGUCUACCGCUAUGGUUCCAUCUUCUGCCUCUUCGCCAUCACCUACGCCCUGGUAGCGCUGUGCACUGCUGAGAUCUUCCUGCCUGUCUUCUACAGGCUGGGCAUCACCAGCUCUUACGAGUAUUUAGAGCUUCGAUUUAAUAAAUACCUGCGUCUCUGUGGAACAUUCCUCUUCAUUAUACAAACGACAUUAUACACUGGCAUUGUUGUUUAUGCUCCAGCUUUAGCACUAAAUCAAGUCACGGGCUUCGACUUGUGGGGUGCCGUGGUGGCAACUGGUGUGAUCUGCACUUUCUACUGCACAUUGGGCGGUCUGAAAGCAGUGGUGUGGACAGAUGUUUUCCAGAUUGGAAUCAUGGUCGCUGGAUUGGCAUCUGUGGUUAUACGAGCUGUGGUAGUCCAGGAGGGAAUUGGACGCAUUAUAAAUGAUUCCUACUAUGGAGGAAGAUUAAACUUCUGGGACUUUAAUCCCAACCCAUUGCAAAGGCAUACCUUCUGGACGAUUAUUAUAGGUGGGACCUUCACAUGGACUAGCAUUUAUGGUGUCAGCCAGUCCCAAGUACAGAGAUACAGUGCAUGCAAAACCAGGUUCCAUGCAAAAAUGUCCCUCUACAUCAACCUGAUAGGCCUCUGGGUGAUCUUGGUCUGCGCAGCGCUCUGCGGGUUGUCCCUGUACUCCUUCUACAAGGAUUGUGACCCAUUGACGGCAGGGCAGGUGUCAGCACUCGACCAGUUGCUACCCUACCUUGUGCUGGAUAUUUUCAGUGAUUUUCCAGGAGUGCCAGGGCUUUUUAUGGCUAGUACCUACAGUGGGACAUUAAGUACAGUGUCCUCCAGCAUAAAUGCUUUGGCUGCUGUGACUGUUGAAGACCUCAUCAGGCCAUACUUCAAAUCCCUUUCUGAAAAGAAGUUGUCAUGGAUUUCCAUGGGGAUGAGCGUAUUUUAUGGCGGAGUCUGCAUUGCUAUGGCUGCAGUGGCAUCUCUCCUGGAUGCCUUGCUCCAGGCAGCACUCAGCAUUUUUGGCAUGAUCAGUGGCCCCCUUUUAGGACUGUUUUCCUUGGGAAUUCUCUGCUCCUUUGCAAAUGGAAUUGGCGCAUUUGUGGGUCUUAUCACUGGCUUUGUAAUUUCACUUUGGGUUGGAAUUGGUUCUCAGAUUUAUCCUCCCCUCCCAGAGAGGACUUUGCCUCUCCCCCUCUCAACUGCAGGCUGUAAUAUAUCCAUCUCAAGCAAUUUGACUACAUCAACAGAAAACCCAUUCACAACAAUCUUCAGCACACAGGCUGCAAAAAGGCCUGCCCUGGCAGAUAACUGGUAUUCCUUGUCCUAUCUCUACUUCAGCACCCUUGGGACACUUACCACAAUAGUUGUGGGAAUAAUUAUCAGCCUCCUAACAGGAGGACUGAAGCAGAACACAGAUAGUAAAUUCCUGCUGACCAAAGAAGAUUUCCUCUCCAACUUCUCCUGGUGUAAAUCUGAACCAGAGGAGAAAGUGGUUGUGUUGAACUGGAAAACAAUGGUAGCCGAAGGAAUGGACAACCCUGCUUUCAGCCACAUUGAAAUGGAUGAAGCAAGUGAUAAGAACAAAGCCAAUGGCCUUCAUAUAUGACAUGGAGCCAUGUCAGCCCUUGAGGACAGUUUUGUUCAUGUAAAGCACUGUUGACACUCCUGUGCUGGGUCAGUUAGCAGCCCUGCUAGGAUCACUGGCAGGAGUCUGCCGAGCUUCAUGGUGCUGUCACCCGUGCACAACUUCGACAUUAAUCAAGAAAGGAAUCAGGUCUUUCUUGCUUUUGUUGUUUCUCUCACACUCUGGAUCUUGGUGACUGGGCUUAAGGCAAUGUAUCUGUGUGGAAUAUUUGCCUGAUAUUCUUGGGCCUCCUGGAAAAUACCUGCUUUUACUUCCAGUUCACUCUCGGAGUAAAUGUUUUAUUUGGUAAGAGUGCUCUCCCCCGGAAAUGACUGUUCUCUGUGGGCUUUUUUUCUUUUCUUUUUUUUCUUCUUUUUUCUUUUAUUCUUUUUUCUUUUUCCUUUUUUCUUUUUUUCCUUUUAAGUCAUUGAAAGAGUGAAGAAAUAAGUACUCUGGGAUCUUACCAGCUGGCAGGAAACAAUGGAUCUUUUAGUGGAGGAGAUGUACUUUGUGCCCUCUGAUUGCUUUGUAGAACUGCUCUUGAGAGCAUAUUUAUUUUGCUGGUUCUGUCAUAUGUUUGCUUUCAUUAACCUCAUUCUUUGGUGAGCACUCCUCUCAUGUGCCCACUGUUGGAUGCUACAAAACUGUCCUUGGAGACAGGUAAAAACAAGCAUCAGUAAUACCCUUUCCUUUUCUCCCUACCUCACUCUUUAGCCCCAUCUUGCUCCAACAGAGCUGGCCCUUGUGAUGAAGUGAACAAUCUGGGCUCUUCUUUCUGUGCCAUGUAGCAGAACCACAUGCUGGCCCAUGACUGCUCUUGCACUGAGCUGGGUGUUGUCAUAGUUUUAUGUUUUUUUUUUUGUUUUCAGUAUUCUGCACCAAAACAUCAUGUAGUGCACUGGGAAUUAAAGUGGUAAUGCUCCAAUUCUGGGUACCUGUCCCUGUACAUCGUGGAAGUCAUGGGAUCUGGCUCUUCUUGGUGGGGCGCUCUCUUACUGCCUGGCAGUGGGUGCUGGAGGGUGCUUUCCUAGCCGUACUAAGCUUUUCCAGUUUGACUCGGUCUCAGGAACCCUCAUAUCUUACUUGAUUUAUUAGUCUCAAUUUCAAUUAAAUUGUAUUAUAUUGUGUUAUCUUGCAUUCCGAUAUCAUAGUAAAAUAAGUUUUCCUCCAUA
Messenger RNA from Tympanuchus pallidicinctus (lesser prairie-chicken), 3326 nucleotides. RefSeq names its product solute carrier family 5 member 8 (gene SLC5A8). Gene Ontology annotation, biological process: sodium ion transport; propanoate transmembrane transport. The coding region runs from base 1 to 2136 and encodes 711 amino acids. Gene Ontology annotation, molecular function: organic acid:sodium symporter activity. Gene Ontology annotation, cellular component: membrane. The transcript has 16 exons. Lineage: Eukaryota; Metazoa; Chordata; Aves; Galliformes; Phasianidae. The record is from RefSeq and is a predicted model, not a curated record.